AUGCACUUCAUAAUUCAGAACAUUGAGAAGACAGCCCUGCUCUCUGAGUAUGCCAAUCUGCUUAUCACUGAGAUGGAACCUGAGACAGCAGACCAGGAAAUGCGGGAUUUUGAGACACAGGUUGACCUGGCUGAGAAGAAGCAGUGGAAACCCUCCCCUGAGAAGGCAGGGAAGAGAGAUUUUGAGGUGAUUAUCAUCUCAGAUGAGGAGAAGAAGGAGAAGAAGAAGAAUGAGAAGUGA
This is a messenger RNA of Blastomyces dermatitidis ER-3, 240 nucleotides long. RefSeq lists its product as uncharacterized. The record is from RefSeq and is a predicted model, not a curated record. Bases 1 to 240 code for a protein of 79 amino acids. The transcript has a single exon. NCBI's taxonomy places the organism in Eukaryota, Fungi, Ascomycota, Eurotiomycetes, Onygenales, Ajellomycetaceae.